CGCGCCCUUGGACGAGUGGAGACGAGCGUGAAACCUACCGUUGGUGAUUCGAACUCUUCGCUGUUGAUCAGCGCCUCGUGCCUCGCUCAACUCUCAACUCCUUUUCUGGACGCCUGCUGAACAUGCGGCUUGCGCGUUGAUCGCAAGCCUGCCGCGUCGCAGCACCUCAGCCCACCUGUGGGCUUGUCCAAGUGAAGACAUAAUCGCCCACAACGAAUUUGGUUAACCGCGCGCCGAGGGGAGUCACGUUUGCGCGCCCUGGGCGACCAAAUGGCGACAUCUUCAGCCCCUACUGCAACAGGCCAAUCCGUGGCUGCCCCGAAGACGCCAGCGAUGCCGUCUCUUCCUGCACCACCCGGCCAGGCCGCGGCGGCUGCACAAACCGCAAGCGACGGUUCAGCACCAGCUUCCGGGGGCGGCCCGGGUUCCGGCCCCGCACCCGCUGCCGGUUUUGGCGUCCUCACCUCGGGUGAGGACGCGUUGAACAACGUGUACCGUGAUGGCCGGGUCCGCAAUCCGGUACCCAGCAAACUGAAGGGCGUAACCGACGGUUCCAAGGGGAAGUUUGGCGUGAUGCACAUCGAGGUGGCUGGCAGGGACCAGGCCGUGGAUCGCGAUGCCGAAGCAAAGCGAACGAGCGAGAGUACAGAGCUGGCCGCUAGGCGCGCGUUUGAAAGUGGUUAUGUAUCCCUCCGAAGAAGUCGAUUUGUGCAUAUUCCAGACGAACCGGUUCCGCAGCCGAUUGCGAAGCCAUUUGUUCCGCCCCAGCCUCCGGCCCCGGCGCCUAACCAGUUCCAACGCCGCACGCCUCUGAGUCCCGAAGAAACCAAAGCUGAGCAGGCACGUCUGCUGACUCUGUUACGGAGUCUGCAUCCGGUACUUGUUGUGGAUCAAAUCUGCAAGGCACUGGCUUUCUUUGGCGGCAUCCCCGGAGGACCGCCGCCAGCGAAUGGCGGGUUCCCGGAGAGUGCAGAGGCUAACGGCCCGGGCAGUCUUUUUGUUGGCUGGAUUGCUGAGAUAUUUCCGAGGCUAGGGGGCAACUCAGCACAGCCAAGGCUGGAUCCCACCCAGCAGCUGGACAAUCCCCAGCCUGCUAAACGCAAGCGAGGACGGCCGAAAGGCAGCAAGGCCACCAAAGUCCGGAAAGACAAGGGAAUGAAGAAGGGUCCGAGUAGGACCCAGCUCAAUGCCGGCCAACAUCAGGCGCCAGACGAUGCGGACGAGAGCUGGGUCGACGUGGACGACAGCGGCGUUGCGACGACGGACGAUGUGGAUGCGAAUGUGAUGCUCCUUGCGCAGGCGACGAACGAGCACCCGCAGCCUGGGACCCCUACUCAAACGCCCACCGCGACAGCGAGGACGGCGCUGCCAGGAAGGCCUAGCGCGAGCGGCACGUCAACUGACGGUAUGUCAAAUGCGAGGAAGAGGGGGCGCCCCAAGGGUUCAAAGAACCGGCCCAAGGACCCAAUCGCAAACACGGUCCAAGCAUCCGGAGGGACGGCACAGACGGCAGCGCAGCCCCAGAUGAGUCAGAUACCCCAGGCUGGAACAGGGCCGGGAGGUCCGCAGUCGUUUACAGCCGUAAACACGGCGUCUCCAGCGACUACCAAAAGUAGGGGCGGGAGAGCAAGAGGUACAGAACCCAACCAGCAAGCACAAGAGCAACAUGCUCCAGGGGCGCAGGGAUCAGAGCAGCAAAGAGGGACCGGCCAUCCCGUAUCCACCAACUCCACCCCCGCGCCACAAGCUCAAGUGCCCGCUUAUCGACUGUCACAGACCGUUCAGAGCUCGCAUGCCCAAAGCUUGACACUUCCAAUUCCUCCUACAGCCAGCCCGGUGCAGGCAAAUGCCUCCAACAACCCAGCGCAGAGGAGGAAGAGAAAAGGGCACGGUGGGGCCGAGGCUCCUCAAGCGCGGCCGAACGAGGAAGGCAACGGGUCGAUGACUCGCGCACAGGAGGCGAGCGGCCGUCCAGGUACUACCAUGCCAAGCAAUCCGAGGCAAGCGGCAGCUGCGGCAGCGCAGGAGCCUCCGUCUAAACGUCAACGGAAGGUAAAAGAGUCAAGAGUCCCAGCAAGAGGCGGGAACGAGGCCGCCGCACACGCCACCACGGGCACUACUGUCACUGCUUCAGCGGAAAUGUCUUCUUCGAAUUCAAUGCCAAAUUCUAGCAGCAUGUUAGGCCCAACUGCUUCCCCAUUAUUGGCUCAAAGGUCCGAACCAGCGCCCGCAACCUCAACCGUGACAGAGCCGCAAAUCGCCGGAUCGAUGGAUUCGCCUCAACAUGGUCACUUUGAAGAGCAAUCUUCUACAGUGGAAAACUAUGAGGCCCAACUCCAGGCGCAGCUCGAACAGCAAUCCGAUGUGGGAUCACAGAGCACCUCAGAUCCAGCACAACUCCUGACUGCUCAGCCGCAGCAGUUUCGUCAACAACACCAGAAUCAACAGUACGCUUCUGCUGCCCUCGGCCGAUCUCACAACCUGCAAUCACAGUCGGCCAGGUCCCAGGCCGUAAACAGCUCGUCAGUUACAGCACCACAACAGCAACAGCACCACCAACAGCACACAAAAGCGUCCCAGAGCAGUUACAAUCAAUACCACGCUCCAAGUUCCCAAUACCGACAGCACCAGCAGCAGAGCUACGCGUCUUCGCAGACCGAGCAGCCACAGCAGCAGCCACAGCAGCAGCCACAGCAGCAGCAACAGCAACAGCAACAGCUUUCAGCUGGACAACAGCACAAUCAAAGGGGGCACGUCCCUUCAGCUCAGCAGUACUCGACCAGCGCUCCCCAGUCACAGCAAUAUGCUUCCAACCAGCAGUCAUAUUCCUCCAACCAGACAUAUUCAGGCGGUGGGCAGCAGCAGCUCGGCUCGCAACAGCGUUACCAGCCGCAACUAGCGACGAGUUCAGCAGGCGCUGCUUCGUAUACGGCCCAUCAGCCCUCACAUUUUGGCGCACCGACGAGCAGCGAUUUCAGUGCCGCGGACAACGGUUACCGCAACUCGGUGACCACUCUAAGCAACCCUUCCUACGCUCAACGAAGCCAGUCCGUCACGCCGUCUGCCACCGGCCCCUUCAGGGCCAGCAGUACACAUGGACUGUCCGAACACUCGCCGCAAUUUGGGGCGGGCAACACUGGCUUGCAGCAACGCCCUGCAAGCACAAGCCAGCUCACCUCUCAGAGCAUGCAAGGCUUAGCCGGUGUGCAAGCAUUCACAGGGAACAGUGCCGCCGCCGAGUGGAGCCUCUUUGACACUAGCCAUCUGGAUGCAUCGGGGCAACAGGCAGGGAUGGGAUCAAGCAAUGCAAACUAUGGCAUGAGCGCGUCAACCGUGCGAGCGUCGUCGAACAGUGGCUCCGGUUUCGCUGCUACAGGUCUAACAAGUUUUGAUACCUCUAAUUUGGGAGGAGGUGACCGCUUCUACGGAAUUGGACGGCGGUAAAAGUUGUAGCGAGCUUAUUUUCUUCCUCUAUCUCGGACCAAGGGACGUUUGUGGUGGGACGGGAUAUUCUGCGCGCUCUUCGUGAUAAUACAACGUGGGAUGAGGUACUUACGAGGUUCCAAAAGAGGCAUGAGGAUUGUGCGUACUUUUAUUAGGCCUUCUCACAUGUCAGUUAUAGCUUCUUGCUACUUUCUCCCUUCACUUUUGACAUGCUUUUCCUGCCGGCUCCCUACGCGGUCCUUCUGGUUGCGGUUGCAAUGUGGUGCCUGACGCAGAGGU
Messenger RNA from Chaetomium strumarium, 3723 nucleotides. RefSeq lists its product as uncharacterized. The transcript has 2 exons. Lineage: Eukaryota; Fungi; Ascomycota; Sordariomycetes; Sordariales; Chaetomiaceae. The record is from RefSeq and is a predicted model, not a curated record. Bases 271 to 3444 code for a protein of 1057 amino acids.